Vicia faba (fava bean) is the source of this 432-nucleotide messenger RNA. The record is from the annotation of a GenBank genome assembly. Lineage: Eukaryota; Viridiplantae; Streptophyta; Magnoliopsida; Fabales; Fabaceae.
AUGUUGAAUGGUAUAAUUUUGUGUGGUUGGGAAGGCAGUAUUGUAGGGUAUGUCAAAAAAAGUGUGGGGCUGGAGAAAUCUGGGUUGGUAAGCUGCAAAAAUUCUCAUUGCAGUAGUAGCAGUAGGGGGAAGGUGGGAAUAAAUAAAGGUGAAUGUGUAAGACCUGAUGAGCUUGCAGCUGAUUGGGUGGGUGACAGCAGAUUUCGGUGGUUUCUUUUGAGCAUGUUGCAGCAACUGCAUAAUGCAGCCUUAUUGGAUGUAGAUGUAGUAUUUAAAAUGAAAGAAACAUAUUUUUCAAUAGUUCCUUCCUCAUUCCUUCAAGUCGCUUUCUCUUUUGCUAUAAGAUAUGGCUGUAGCUUUUACAUCUUGAUUGAUAAGUUUUUCCAGAAAGAAAUCAAUGUAAGGGAAAGUUCUUAUCAAUUUAUUUAUUAA